AAAUUUACAUCUGGCCACACUAAUCGUAAUACACGAAAACUAAACAAAUUUCACAGAUAAAUUUCACAGAUAAAGCUGAAAUUCUCACGUCGCAGUACAAAAUUAAAGUGAAAUUGCUGCUACUACCUCUCCUACAUAGAACGGCGCAGAAAAUGACACGCGGCAAUCAACGUGACCUGGCCCGCGCAAAGGCCCAGAAGAAGCUGGCCGAUUCCAACAAGGGCAAGCGCACCGACAACCUCACCGUGGAGCAGCGAAAGGCCAGGGAUGCCGAGAUGAUGCGUGAAAAGCAGAAGAAGAAGGAGGACGCCGCCGCCGCCGCUGCCGGGACCAGUAAAUAGUGACGCCGGGAAGCUGGCACUGCUGGGGUUGCCGGCAGAAGGUCACCGGCAGCACUCAGUUGUUAGGGAUUUAGUCACUCGCGAGCCGGGACCGGAGCGGCGCCCCAGGACGACCACGUGGUUAAUUGUACAUGAGCAGCACACAACACGACGAGAAUUGUAUACAUUUCAACGCUACAACUACGCAUAGAGAUAUUACCGGGCUGUACAGCACGCGCCAUGGCAGCGGUAGGCCAGCCCGGCAAGGACUUUGAUUUCAGUUUUGUUUCGGGUUUCGUUCGUUCAUCGAUUGCUGCUGGAACCCCCAUUAAGAACUCUUAUUUCUCCACCUACCUGACUAAAUUAUUUACUGUAAUAUAUAUAUAAAUUUUCAAAUAAAACAUAAUAUGCAGCCGCCAGACAGUCAGAUGCAGUAGUUGCCGCGUUGCCUUGCUAAAUAUUA
Messenger RNA from Drosophila kikkawai, 783 nucleotides. RefSeq names its product putative SERF-like protein. Gene Ontology annotation, cellular component: cytosol. Lineage: Eukaryota; Metazoa; Arthropoda; Insecta; Diptera; Drosophilidae. The record is from RefSeq and is a predicted model, not a curated record.